AUGGAGGGAGUGAGGGAGGGCAAGUGCGGAUGUGAAGGCCGGUGCACCUUGGGCACGUGUCUGAAUGCCAGUGAAGUUCAGGUAUGCGAGCCACACACGUGCUCCGUCGGUGCAAAGAGGUGUGAGAACCGGUUUCGGCAGCGCAGGCUGUACCUGAAGACGACCAAGUUGGGACUGGGCGUCUUCGCAGCGCGCCUGAUCCCCGCAGGCGGAGUAGUGUGUCAGUACUAG
Messenger RNA from Peronospora matthiolae, 231 nucleotides. Lineage: Eukaryota; Oomycota; Peronosporomycetes; Peronosporales; Peronosporaceae. The record is from the annotation of a GenBank genome assembly.